GACGUAUGCAAUCAAUACAUUACUACGCUCUCUGUACAACCACCAGCGCGUGUAGGCCACGGGUGGAUAAGCUGGCUUAACAUGGGAGAACAUUAUAUGUAUUAGCCCUUGGCCCUACCACUGUCGAGACGUAUGAGUGUUCGCGGGUGUGUCACCAUGAACCGGUCUGCACGCUGUCGGGAUGCGUGGGCAGCUGCAUAGUGGAUGCAUGAAACACACACUGUGUCAAGUUGCACAGGGUCUAUCCGCUGACGCGGUCAUGUGUAUGAGGAGAACUGAAACAAACAGUGUCCCGUGUGUGAGUCCAGCACCACUGUACAUCAUGUCACGGAGGAGACAACUGGUUAUUCCCUGGCUUGUCAGCUUUAAAUGGGACGAAACCCACCAUCAUAGGUUCCUGGCACGCCCAAGGGACGCAACUUUACGUACACAGCGAAUUGCGACGCCUCAGAGGACUGAGCCACUAGGUCACUGUCAAGUUACCGUAACGUGCAUUGCGUCCACGUGGAUCUUGCUCAUGGCCUUGACCUUCCACUACCCAUCAAUGUCAAGGCUGGAAAGUGUUUUGAAAUACCAGAGGCGGAUCGCCGAUCUUGAGGCUCAGUUGAAACAGGCUAUGAGACUGAUUCCGACUACUACUGCAACGACCAUAACCACAACCACAACCCCCAAACCCUGCCGAGAUGACUUUAACGUGACGUUUGAGACAGAGAACCGCUUUAUCUGUACCCACACGAGCGGGGGCAUAGGGAACUUCAUGUUUGCCUUUGCGUCUGUUUACGGUAUGGCGUCUGCAGCCCACAAGUCAGUCCUCAUUCAGCAAAACAACCCGUUACUGAAGUACUUCAAUGUGUCAGCCAAGGUGGUAGGUGAUGUGUGCAUUUGCAAAUCAGCCAAGUUUGUCUUCGAGGGCAGACAUUGCUCCUACAACGACAAGUUAAUGAAUCUGACAGAGUUCAGGAACUAUAACCCUGGGUUCUACUUUCAAUCUUGGAUGUACUUCCGGGACGUGACAGACGACAUACGGCGACAGUUCACAUUCGUGGAAGAUGUGCGCGCGCAAGCAUUGGUCCUGUUGAAGGCCCAGGUACAAGCAUACAUUAAACGGGAGUCCGAAAAACACGUGCGUGUGACGCCACAGAAGGUCAUUACAGUGGGUGUGCACGUGCGGAGAGGGGAUAUUGCUAGACGAAAGGGUUUUGUGAACUAUGGGUAUGGUUUGGCUCCACCGGAAUAUUUUACAAAGGCGAUCCAGUAUUUCAGAACUAAAUAUAACCAUACCCUGUUCAUCGUGUGUUCGGACAACUUCCAAUGGAGCAAGGCAAAUGUUACAGGAAAUGACGUCAUAUAUAUGGAGAGAAACCCGUUCCAGGUGGAUCUAGCUGUAUUAGCUCACUGCAAUCAUUCCAUAAUGUCCGUGGGAACAUUCGGCUGGUGGGCCUCGUUCCUGGCUGGAGGGGAGACAAUCUACUACAAACAUCCGGCCAGAGACGGAAGUAGUUUAAGGAAGCAGUUUUCAGCAAACAUGUCGGACUACUUCUAUCCUGGAUGGAUUGGUAUGGAAUAAGGAAGAUGAAUAAAUUAUAAAAUAUA
Messenger RNA from Haliotis rufescens (red abalone), 1593 nucleotides. Its product is annotated as galactoside alpha-(1,2)-fucosyltransferase 2-like. Gene Ontology annotation, molecular function: galactoside 2-alpha-L-fucosyltransferase activity. Gene Ontology annotation, cellular component: membrane. The record is from RefSeq and is a predicted model, not a curated record. NCBI's taxonomy places the organism in Eukaryota, Metazoa, Mollusca, Gastropoda, Lepetellida, Haliotidae. Gene Ontology annotation, biological process: carbohydrate metabolic process. The transcript is spliced from 4 exons. The coding region runs from base 182 to 1567 and encodes 461 amino acids.